AUGAGAGCCAAUUUUUUGCAGGAACAAGAUCGUUUGCUUCGCACUGUAGUUUCUGCUAAACGAAUACUAAGUGCCGUGAAUACAGCUAAGCGGAAUGCUGAAAAUCUGAGACGAUUAGAAGAACUGCAAAGACGGAUGGACACAACUCCUUUCGACAAGGAGUUCAGUGGACAUGACUACGCUUACCUGAACUUGACAAAAUACCGUCUUGUCCAUGAUGGGCCUCUCACUUGUCGAUUCAAUCGCGGUAAAAUGAUUGAGCUUCAUGUUGUGCUUUUGGAGAAUAUGCUAGUGUUUCUUACUAAGCAUAGUGAUGGCAACAAGCUGCAGCUCAAGACUCUGGAGCCAUCGAAAGAGACCAAAUGGUCUCCGAUCAUGCCUUUAGCUCCGCUUAUUGCUAAGGAAAAAGCCAACGACAAGCGUGCUUUUUUCCUGGUAUUCAACAGCCAGUAUGGGGCUCAAAUCUAUGAACUUGUGGCAGCGACAGCAACUGAAAGGAAAACGUAAGC
This is a messenger RNA of Cylicostephanus goldi, 509 nucleotides long. The record is from the annotation of a GenBank genome assembly. NCBI's taxonomy places the organism in Eukaryota, Metazoa, Nematoda, Chromadorea, Rhabditida, Strongylidae.